AUGGCAGGGUGGGCAUUGAGAAACCAGAAGUUGAACUGUAAAGCUGUGGAUGGGAACGAGAUGUUGAAGGGUAUCGUCGUUUCUCAAAAGCCGGCCGGUAUGGACCUCAUGCAGAAUUGUGAUCUCCCGCCGCCGAUGAAGGUUUUCAAAGGGUCGGAUAAUACGGUCAUAUCGUCUAUGAACAGGGUGUUUAGCAUGACGGUUAAAGAAGAUGAUAACGAAGAGUUCAGCGUGUACAGAAAUGUUGGCGGGAGCGAGAAGGUGGAGCUUUUGAAGGCGUUGAGGUUGUCACAGACGAGGGCAAGAGAGGCAGAGAAGAAAACAGCGGCUCUGGUUAAGGAGAGGGAUUGUCUUGCCAAUGCUUUGCUAGAGGAAGGGACGAGGUUGUUUGCAUAUCGGCAAUGGGUGAGAGUGCUCGAGCUUCGAGUCUCCAAGUUGCAAUCGCAAUGCCAAUGCCUGCAUCAACAUAAACACCAACAGGGUUGUGUUUGCGGUUGUGGCGGAGAAAAGGGGGCGGAGGGAUUGUUUAAAGAAGGGAAAGGAAAUGAGGAUGGGGGCGGUGUAACAUGGUUUAUGGCUCUUGCAUUUUGUCUGGGCUUUUUUGGUGUAGGCUUUGCAUUUGGUUACACAUUCUUGUUUUGA
Messenger RNA from Carya illinoinensis, 642 nucleotides. RefSeq lists its product as uncharacterized. Lineage: Eukaryota; Viridiplantae; Streptophyta; Magnoliopsida; Fagales; Juglandaceae. The record is from RefSeq and is a predicted model, not a curated record. The transcript has a single exon. The coding region runs from base 1 to 642 and encodes 213 amino acids.